UCCUGCUUCAAUUAUAGCACAAUGCACCGUUUCGCGCCGCAUCACAGCGUACCUAAAUUGCAUAACCCCACGAAAAUCCCCUCUGCUUGGGGAAUACUUAGUACAGCGAGACUAUAACGAAUUCUGAUACUCAUCUCAUAUAAAAAGCUGGGCCCUAUAACACAUCGUAUCACUUCAUCCAGAGUAUCGCAAUAUUAACAAGUGAAAAAUGAAAUUCCCAAUUUUGUUAGCGGUUUUCUUCGCUAUUUUGGCCCUAGUUAAAGGCGUUCCAGUGCCUGGUGGUGGUGGCGGUGGCGGCGGCGGAGGUGGUGGUCGUGGCUGCAAUUGUGAGCGAGGAGGUGGAGGUGGUGGAGGCGGCGGUGGCGGUGGUGGUUGGGGCAAUGGUCCUGGCGGUCCAGGUGGCGCGGGCGGACCCGACUGUGUAAGGCCCUCUUGGAUGCCUCCAUGCCCUCCGUAAAUUAGUUUUCGCUUUAACAUGCCAAAGGCUUAGUAUUUUUUACCUCCGAAUUAGACUAAAUUAUAUGCAAUGCGAUUAUAAGAUCCUUACAUACUUGAACGAGUAUGUAUGUACUGCUAUAUGUGAACCAAAAGCUUUAAAAUAAUUUAAAUAUUUAAUAGGAAAAAUAAAAUAUGAAAAUUUACAUUGAA
This is a messenger RNA of Anastrepha ludens (Mexican fruit fly), 648 nucleotides long. RefSeq names its product rRNA 2'-O-methyltransferase fibrillarin-like. The record is from RefSeq and is a predicted model, not a curated record. Bases 209 to 457 code for a protein of 82 amino acids. NCBI's taxonomy places the organism in Eukaryota, Metazoa, Arthropoda, Insecta, Diptera, Tephritidae. The transcript is spliced from 2 exons.